CAUUUAGAGUAGUUGGCUGUCAGGAAACAGACUGAGCUGAACAUCAACAGUCAGCGUGUACGAUUUAUUGUUCCAUGAUAGGACGAAGCACAAAAGCAAUCAUUCAGUCAACAAUGUGAGCACAGUAAAUGUUCAGUGAAAACAGACAGAGCUGCAGCAGACAGGAGACAUGGUGGACACACCUUUACCUGAUUACAGUCGACCAGUGUCAACGGACGAAUCAUUUUAUUCGAGGACUUUGUCCCUGAAGAUCUCUGCACACUGAGAGGAGCUGACUCGUUCACGCACACGACAGAACAUCACUCACAACUCCAGCAUGCCUUCAAUGAAACAUGAUCCUGUGACAAGUGCUGCGUACUUAGCACGUGAUAUUCCAGCCAAAUUGGUUCAAACCAUUUUAACCUCUGACUGUGCUUCCAUGGCUGUGGUUCGUCGCGUCAUUGGACUGGGCGUUGGUGGUUUGAUAGCCGCUGUCGUCUGGUAUAAAUGGAGACGUGCCAAAGCUGAUUUGCAGAGGAAAAUUACAUCUCUUCAAAAUGAAUUAAGGAUGAAGACUGAAGAACAGGAGAACAUUGCACAGAACUCCGGCAUGCCUUCAAUGAAACAUGAUCCUGUGACAAGUGCCGCGUACUUAGCAGAUGAUAUUCCAGCUAAAAUGGGUCAAAGCAUUUCAACCUCUGACUGUGCUCUCACGGCUGCAAUUUGUGGUGUGGUUGGACGGGGUUUUGAUGUGAUAACAGUUGUCGUCUGGUAUAAAUGUAGAUGUGCUGCGACCUCAGCAGAUGAUAUUCCAGCUAAAAUGCGUCAAAACAUUUUUACUUCUGACUGUGUUCCCAUGGCUGUGGUUUGUGGCGUCACUGGACUGGGUGUUGGUGGUUUGACAGCCGCUGUCAUCUGGUAUAAAUGGAGACGGGCCAAAGCUGAUUUACGGAGGAAAACAUCACAUGAAAGUGAGACACAAAGGAUGAAGAUAGAAGAACAGAAGAACAGUGCACAGGUGGUUUCCAGCCUACAGGGACUGAUAAGGGACCUGGAGGCAAAGAGAGAUCAAGUCAAAGAAGAACAGAAGAACAUUGCACAGGUGGUUUCCAGCCUACAGGAACAAAUAAGGGACCUGGAGGCAAAGAGAGAUCAAGUCAAAGAAGAACAGAAGAACAGUGUACAGGUGGUUUCCAGCCUACAGGAACAAAUAAGGGACCUGGAGGCACAGAGAGAUCAAGCCAAAGAAGAACAGGAGAACAUUGCACAGGUGAUGUCCAGCCUACAGGGACUGGUAAGGGACCUGGAGGCACAGAAACAUCAAGUCAAAGAAGAACUGAAGAGAGUUGAGGCAGAGAGGGAAGAGAACAAAAGGCAGCUUCAGUCAGUGGAGGCAGAAAUAACAGAGAGAGAAAAACUAUUUGACAAACCAGAGGGAUUAUUGAGAGAAAAAGAAAAGCUACUGCAGGAUCAGUGGAAACUGGAUGAGACAAAGAGGAACUUGGAGAGACAGAUACUGAACAUAGAGAAAGUGCUGGAGCCAGUGGAGAUACAGGUCAGUAGAAUGAACAGAAAGAGAGAUGUCUAGGUAUCGACAGAUUAGCCAAACAGAAGUCAAAUUACUGUAGAAAUCACCAAAAGUACAGAUACAGCUCACAAACAUUUUAUUGGUGCACCAGGAACCAGCAAGAAAAUGAAAUGUCAAACUCCAGAUGAAUAUAUUCAUGCCUGCUGGUAUGGUUGAAAAAUUAGAUGUAAAGUGAAAUUUUACGAAAAAAGGAAAGGUGUGAAAUUGGGAUUUAUUAUCAUUAGGCAACACAUUCUCAUUCCCAACUUCUCAGAUAUUGCUGUUUGGUCAGUGGACUAUGAUGAGCUAGGUAUCCUGGGUGUGUCUGUUGUUGAAGUGUCAGUGUGUCAAUUUACGCCUUGUUACAUGCAUUGUGUCUU
This is a messenger RNA of Epinephelus lanceolatus (giant grouper), 1926 nucleotides long. RefSeq lists its product as uncharacterized. Lineage: Eukaryota; Metazoa; Chordata; Actinopteri; Perciformes; Serranidae. Gene Ontology annotation, cellular component: condensin complex; condensed chromosome; chromatin. Gene Ontology annotation, biological process: mitotic chromosome condensation. Gene Ontology annotation, molecular function: chromatin binding. The record is from RefSeq and is a predicted model, not a curated record.